Messenger RNA from Eptesicus fuscus (big brown bat), 1038 nucleotides. RefSeq names its product 5-hydroxytryptamine receptor 5A (gene HTR5A). Gene Ontology annotation, molecular function: neurotransmitter receptor activity; G protein-coupled serotonin receptor activity. The record is from RefSeq and is a predicted model, not a curated record. The transcript is spliced from 2 exons. Gene Ontology annotation, cellular component: plasma membrane; dendrite. NCBI's taxonomy places the organism in Eukaryota, Metazoa, Chordata, Mammalia, Chiroptera, Vespertilionidae. The coding region runs from base 1 to 1038 and encodes 345 amino acids. Gene Ontology annotation, biological process: chemical synaptic transmission; G protein-coupled receptor signaling pathway, coupled to cyclic nucleotide second messenger.
AUGGAUUUGCCUGGAAACCUAACGACCAACCUCAGCCUGGGCACGGAAGACCCGCGCCCCAGCUCCCUCCGCUUCUCGGUCCUGGGCGCGUUUGUGUUGACCUUGCUUGGCUGUCUGGUGGCAGCGACCUUCGCCUGGAAUGCGCUGGUACUGGUGACAAUUGCGCUUGUGCGCACCUUCCACCGCACUCCGUACAACCUAGUGGUGUCCAUGGCCGUCUCGGAUGUGCUGGUGGCCGCGCUGGUUAUGCCUCUGAGUCUGGCGCACGAGCUGGCCGGGCGCCGCUGGCGCCUGGGCGCGCGGCUGUGCCAGCUGUGGAUCGCGUGCGAUGUUCUCUGCUGCACAGCUAGCAUCUGGAACGUGACGGCCAUCGCGCUGGACCGCUAUUGGUCCAUCACGCGUCACCUGGCGUACACGCGGGGCACGCGUCGUCGCGUCUCCAACCUCAUGAUCGCGCUGACGUGGGCGCUGUCCGCGGUCAUCUCGCUGGCGCCGCUGCUCUUCGGCUGGGGGGAGAUUUACUCCAAGAGCCGGGAGGCUUGCCAGGUGAGCCGCCAGCCCGCCUACGCCGUGGUCUCCACGCUGAGCGCCUUCUACCUGCCUCUGGGCGUGGUGCUGUUCGUGUACUGCAGGAUCUACAGGGCGGCGCGGCUGCGGCUGGGCUUCCGGAGGAGCAACAGCGUGCAUCCGGCGCCCAAGCCUGUGCAGAGGGUCCCUGCUCAGGAGCCCCAGAUGCUGUUCACCGCCCGCCACAGCACUGUCACCUUCCAGGCCGAAGGGGAUACAUGGAGGGAGCAGAAGGAGCAGAGAGCCGCCGUGAUGGUGGGCAUUCUCAUCGGGGUGUUCGUGAUCUGCUGGACCCCCUUCUUCAUCACGGAGCUCGUCAGCCCCCUCUGCUCCUGCGACCUCCCUCCCCUCUGGAAGAGCGUCUUCCUUUGGCUUGGCUACUCCAACUCCUUCUUCAACCCCCUGAUCUACACAGCUUUCAACAAGAGCUACAACAACGCCGUCAAGAGCUUCUUCUGUAGGCAGCACUGA